AUGGCUGCCCGGCAAAUUGAUACCAGUUUCAAAACUCGAUUAGCACUUCAACUGCUAGAAGUGCUAUCAUCAUCGUCAUCUAGUAGUGAUGAAGAUGAAUUUUGGAACGAAAAAACACGGAAAAUUCCAAAAAUCGAAAACUUUGUUGACGUGGUACAUAAUCUUACAGAUAAAGAGGUCAGCACUGCUAACAAUAGUUUGGAUAAAAAACCAUUAAAUGAUCCUAAGACUGAAGAGAUCAAAGAAGAAUAUAUAUAUCGGGAUGGUUACGAGCGAGCUAGUAAACGUAAAGCGAAUACUCUUAUCGCUAAUUUAACUAAAGACAGUUCUUCCGAGGACGAAGAUGGCAGACGAUUAUGUGCUCGUAGAAAAAAGAGAACUCAGUCGAAUGAUAAAUCAAAUAAUGUAGAAUGUGCUGAGAAUCAGUACGUACAUGCCAAUCAUAAGAAAGCAACGUCAAACAUGAUCGUAGGUCAUUCUUUGAGUGAUAAUAACGACAUGGAUAUCGACAAUGAGCGCGAUAAAUAUUUAUGCUCUAAAAAAAGAACUGAUGAAAAGGAUGAAAAAGUAUCGUCUGAAUAUCCUAGAAGAAUAAUACCUCCCAAUUCUAAGAUGCGUUUAAGUCUGGCUAGACAAAGAAGAGGAAACACUACAUCAAAACCGUCUCCAAAGACGCGCAAGGAAAAUAAAGCUGUUGAGCAGGCAAGAAAUCAAAAGAAAGAUAAUACAGUGACGGAUGAAGAAAUUCGUAGGACACUGGAAGAAGACUGGAAUGAUGACGAGGAAGAGGUUACUGUGGAAAAGGAUGUGAAGAUUCAGCCACUGCCGCUAACGAAAGAAAUACAACUUAGAUUACGAGGGAAACGAUUAUUUAGUAAAACAGCGCAGGAAACGUGGGAAGUGACGAACAAGGAGGAAAGCGAUGAGGAGCGGAAUAAGAAAAAAAAAUUGAAACUUUGCGGACAGAAGGAAGAAGAAUCGUGCAGAAUAGAGAAUAAAAACGGAAGUUUGGUACAUCAACUAUUGUCCGAUGAUGAGGACAAGUCAUCUAAGAUGAAUCAACAGUUUGAUGUACAGAAUGGUAAUCGGUCUGAUAAUGUACCUACUUCGACAAACAAUGUAAGCUGUCCUAUAUGCAAUAAAUUGUUUCCACAUAACAAGAUAGAGGACCAUGCCGCCAAUUGCGAACAAUUUGAGACAAAUAAUGAAGAGAGUGGUAAUAACACGAAUCAAUUAGACUGUAAUAUAUGCAGCAACUACAAGACAAAUAAUGGAAUGGAAUAUGAAGAACAUAUUCAGCAGUGUAUAAGUAAUAAAAAUAAUGAAAGGCACUCACAUGGAUCUGAAGAUACCAAUACCACUUCCACCUCAUCCUUUCGCCAUUUUAAACCGAUCAGUGAACAGAAAGAUUCUGAAAUAGAUUAUUUAGGUCAGUUUUCAUCUAAUAACAAAAAGAAUAUACAUACUGGUAGGAAAAAAAAACGUUGAUUAAUUUUACAUUCUUAUAAGAACUUCAAAUAUAUAAUAGUGUUUGUUUCAUUUGAAGAAAGGUUUUUUCCUAAAAAUUACAAAUUGCACAAAUGUUAUUGCAUAGAACUGAUACAUGUUUAUUUUGCAUUUGUUUAACAAUUAUUAGUAUUAUAUUCAAUAACAUAUUUACAGAUAUCUCAUGAUUUGCAAUUUUAAUGAUAGAAUCUCCAAGCAAUUUGAUAAUGUAAUGUUGAUAAUACCAAGGGAAGCCAAUAUUUGUCGCAAUUUUUCGAUAUUGUACAUCUUCGUACAUUAAAGCAACAUAAGAUUCUGUCAAAAUAAAAUUUUAUGUGCUCGAAAUAAACUGAAAAAUGAUUUUAAUUUUUAAGGCUCUCGGUUUUUAUUAAUUUUUUUUGCACUUGUGUAACACAGAAAUUAAAUGCUUAUUUAUAUGUAUUUCCGUUAACGAAUAAUCUUUGAAAUUUAUCAGAGAUCAAAAUUGAUUGCAAAUUGUGAGACACCCUAUGUAUUUAUUUCAUAACAUAUUUUUUUGUACAGCCUCUUGAAGAACUAAAUAUUCUGAAUCCUCAGGAUAAAUAUAUAAGUAUCUAUUAUAGUCUUUUUUUUUUGCUUUACGUUUUCAUAUUUAAUAACAAUAAAGAAAUUACAAUUUGGCAAUAUAUUGCAUUAUUAAGAUUAUAAAGAUUACAUGUGAAGCAAUAAAGUAUCCUGCUUGUUUCGAUCGGUAAAAAUAAAAUUAGAAGGUAUUAAAUAAAAUGCCAUAUAUAUAUUUCAAAAUCAUUCCAUUUGUACACUUAUAAAAUGAGACUUUACAAUAUAUACGCAAUGUACGGGUUAUAUAACGAUCGACGAGUAGAUAUUGUUUUCCUAAAUCACAGAGCCGUUUUAUCAAAAAAUUUUAUAUAUAUUUUAGGUGAUAUAUACGGUGAGCGAGAGAGAGAGAGAUAUCUGUAAAUUUACAUAUAUAUGAACCCAGGCAGCAAGCUGACGGUAUUUGUCGCCAUUUUAACGUCAAAAUGUCGUUGAAGACAAAAAAAUAACGUCAGCUUGCUAUCUGAGAAGUCUCAACACGCGCUAAAUUGUAAAUCAGCAUAAAAUAUUUUUAUACCAAUAGAAUCUGUUGUUUAUAAAUAAAACGUAUAAAAUUAUGAUUAACUCGGGAGUUUUCAUUAACCCUAUGCCAAACGAAGAGAUAAAUAACGAUAAAACUCGUGCAAUCAGCAACAUGAAAAAAUAUCGAGAAAACAUCGAGCUUCACAAUAUAUAGUGUUAUUCAAAUGAUAAUUUCAUGCUAUCUGAAGAUUUAUAUACAAAAAGAUGAUAUAAAGUGAAUUUUACGCGUAUAUCAUAUUUUUUCUCUUAAUAUCAAGGUUAUGGGUUGAUAAAUCUAGCCUUAAUCUAAGAUUAUAAUCAAUCUGACGAAAAAGCA
This is a messenger RNA of Wasmannia auropunctata (little fire ant), 2920 nucleotides long. RefSeq lists its product as uncharacterized. The record is from RefSeq and is a predicted model, not a curated record. The transcript is spliced from 4 exons. NCBI's taxonomy places the organism in Eukaryota, Metazoa, Arthropoda, Insecta, Hymenoptera, Formicidae. The coding region runs from base 1 to 1488 and encodes 495 amino acids.